Penicillium longicatenatum is the source of this 2076-nucleotide messenger RNA. RefSeq names its product guanine nucleotide exchange factor SEC2. Lineage: Eukaryota; Fungi; Ascomycota; Eurotiomycetes; Eurotiales; Aspergillaceae. Gene Ontology annotation, biological process: exocytosis. The record is from RefSeq and is a predicted model, not a curated record. Gene Ontology annotation, molecular function: guanyl-nucleotide exchange factor activity. The transcript is spliced from 3 exons. Gene Ontology annotation, cellular component: Golgi to plasma membrane transport vesicle; cell tip. The coding region runs from base 1 to 2076 and encodes 691 amino acids.
AUGGCCGACCUUAUUGCCUUUCAGACAUAUCACCAUAGUAAUCUACUGCCACCGACGAGCUCGACCAUGAUUCCGCGUCACGCCCAUAAGCGAUCGUUGUCCUCGGAGUACCGAGGCCUUUCCCCCGACAAGACGGUCACCAAGGCCAAAUCCACCACCGAUCUCUCCGAAACCAUUUCCAAAAAUGGCUCCAACUCCCAAUUGGCUAGAUAUGAAGAAGACAGUUUCAAUACCUUGCAGGAUCCUCGACUGGCUACCAAAGCGGAGGUUUCACCUUCGACGUCAUCAACCCAUCACCCCGACCUGAGCAACGAGGUUGCAGCGCUAAGUGUGAAACUGAUUCAGGCGAUCAACAAUCAAACACUACUGGACGAUAGCCUGGGUGCUACGCGCCAGGAGCUGGAACUAGCUCAGGGCAAGAUCCAGGCUUUGGAGUUCCAGAAUGAAAAAUACCGACGCGACAUUGACGAGAAGGUCUACAUAAAAAAAAGUGAUUCGGACCGUGAGAUCAUGCAAUUGGGGGCUGCGCUUGCGGAGGAGAGAACGCAGCGCGAAAUUGUCGAGAAAGGGAAGAAGACAAUUGAGCAGGAGCUCGAGGCCCUUACCGCAGAUCUUUUCCAGGAGGCCAACAAGAUGGUUGCUGCUGCCAAGAUUGAACGGGAAGCGGUUGAAAAGAAGAACGAGCAAUUGCGGUCCCAGAUCAAAGACACCGAGCUGCUCCUCGCAUCGCAUCAGGACCAGCUGGCAGAACUCAAGUCGGUCAUGCAAGGGAUGCACAUUUCGAAGGAUGACGUUGAUUCCCGCGCGUCCACGGCACCUUCAUCUCCGGCGGGGCCCUACCAAAUGCAGGGAGCCACGCAGGAACCCGAGCCGAACCAUGCUGUUGCAACCCCGUGUAACCCCGAGGAACUCGUUCCUGGCCCCUCGUGUAAUUUCCCCGAGAUUCUUCGGGUGGUGUGCCGGACUGAUCUGCAAGCCUAUGAUGACUUCCGAGAACUGCUCACGCUUUCCCGGAGCUCCAAGCCCCCUAGUCGCGCUGGCAGUGGUUCAUAUGCAGGCUUGAAUGUGAUGAGCUUAGCUGGCUUCGGCUCUGGUUCAGCCUCUGCGAACAACUCGCCCACAAAGGGAGUGACUAGCUCUCCUAGUAGUUUGGCGUCUCAGCUGGGGUCGCAUAUCCCUUUGAAAGACACCCGAUUCUACAAGCGGGUCUUGAUGGAAGAUAUUGAGCCUACUUUGCGGCUUGACUUGGCCCCAGGUAUUUCAUGGCUGACAAGACGUACGGUCAUAAGUGGCAUCUGUGAGGGAACUUUGGUGGUGGAGCCAAUACCAACGACGACAAAGAAAUAUGAGUUCCCCUGCACUGUCUGUGGCGAACGCCGACCAGGACCCCAAAAUGAAAGGACUCACCGGUUCCGAACUUCGGAGAGUGAGACAGCCCAGCGGUACUCAUUGUGUAUUCAGUGUUUGGAGCGAAUUCGUUCCUGCUGUGAGUUCACUGGGUAUUUGCGACUGAUCCUUGAUGGUCACCUCAAAGCUGGUGACAACGAUGAGGAGAAGGACAUCUGGGAAGAGACGAUUCGGCUCAGAGAGCGAAUGUUCUGGUCCCGGAUCGCGGGUGGCAUUGUUCCACUAGUCCGCCGGGCCGCUGAGCCUGAAGCUGACGUGGAAACCACAAAAUCGAACGUGAAUAUCUCGGAAGAAACUCAUGAGAAUGGGCUUCUCCACCCAAUAGACAAUGCCACCGUUGAAACUAAACCAUACGAUAUGUCUGGUUCGUUGGAGGGCACCCAGAGCCAGAGGAAUUCUAGCAUUUUUGCACCUUCUCUUCCGGACUUUGAUAUGGCCAAGCCGGGGACACCUGAUCCUUACAGCUUGCAAAACGAGAGAAUCGAAGAUUGCACUUCUGAUGUGCCCCAGAGGCGAGACUCUGUUGAUUCAGACGUCAGUGUCUAUGAAGAAGCCAAUGCCAAUACCCAUGCCAAUGCUGAGACCGAAUACCCGGAGUCCGAUGAAGCACAGACUCCGACGGUUCAUGAAAAAGAAAGCGCUGAAGCUGCUGGCCAGAGCAGUCAAUGA